CAUUUUAUUAUUAUCAUGGCUUUGCUGCUCCUCUCACGCCUUUUCUAUUUUCUAUAAUUUUUUUUUUUUAAACUUUAUGUGUGUUACGUGAUAAGGCAGUUUUUAAAAGUCCUUAUGUCUGACUGACCAUAAUUAAUUUCCCACGUUUUCAUCCGUGCAUUGUUCAAAGUAUCAAGAAAAAUCUCAACUUCGUCGAACCACCAAAACUUCUGCCCAAGACGAGCAACCGAGCAAUUUUGCUGCCUUUUGCAUUCAGUCAUUAGCGAGUACAUCUUUUAUUGUCUAUACCAUCAAUUUCAACCAUCAAUUUUCAUUGAAUUUCUAGACUUCAAACAGAAGAAAAGGAAACAGUAUGUGGAACCAGAGGGUUCAUCAAAUUUCUUGACACCGUACCCCAACACUCGCCUAGGAUUAUCCUCAAGGAUAAUAUCACCUAAAUGUUCAGUGCAAAAGGAUUCAUACGAAGAGUUUUAAAUUUGGCAGAUUGAUAUCACUCUGAAAAUGGCCACUGUCUCUGAAGACGUUUUGCUGCAGGUGGAAAGUGUGAGGUGCAAGAAGAAUGAAGGAACGCUUUACCUUAUGAGUGAACGCAUAGCUUUUAUGAUGGACCAUAGAGAUAUUGUUUCCGUCAGUCACCCUUACACGGACAUCAAGCAGCAGAAAAUAUCACCAGAAGGCAAGGCGAAAGUACAGCUCCAGUUGGUUCUUCAUUCCGGUGAAACUACAACAUUUCAAUUUUGUAAUAGUAAAGGGAUGGAUGCAUGUCUAGCGGAUAGGGAUAAAGUUAAAAACUUGUUGCUAAAUUUACUCCCAAAAUUUCAGAUGAAAGUUAAUAAAGAACUUGAAGAGAAAAGUAGACUGCUACGUAAUAAUCCAACUUUAAUGCAUCUGUAUAGGGAUCUAGUCAUGGCCAAAGUAAUGACUGCUGAUGAAUUCUGGUCUCAACACAGUGCCUUGUACGUAAAUAAACAAAAUACAACUAAGCCUCAGGCUAUCGGUGUGUCACCAGCAUUUUUGUCGGAUAUACGAUCAGAAACGGAUGGUUGCAAUGGCCUGAAAUAUAAAUUAACACCUGAUGUCAUUGAAUGUAUUUUUAAAGCAUAUCCAGCUGUUCACAAAAAGUACAUGGAAUGUGUUCCAAUGAAAGUGUCCGAAGCAGAGUUCUGGACCAAAUUUUUCCAAUCACACUAUUUUCAUAAGGAUCGAUUGCAUCCAGGUGGAGAGGAUAUUUUUGUAGAAUGUGGUAAAGUAGAUGAGCAAAAGUUUAAAGAAGAUUUAGCUGGUGGGAUUUCAGAUCCAACCGUGAAUCUCACACGGUUUGAUGAUGGCUGUGAAGAAGUAGUAGAGAAAAGUGGUAGUUCCUCCGAUAAUUUAGGCGUACACAAAGAACUUAUUCGUAGGUUUAAUCAGCAUUCUAUAAUGAUAAUGAAAGCAAACCAAAAGAAUCCAGACCCUGAAGCAAAAGAAAUUACCCGGUCAGAAGGUGGCCCUCCCUCCACCAAUUCAGACACUCCAACUAAAUUGAUCUGCCCCCUGAAUAGAGGUAUCAAUGGAGAUAGAAUUGAAUAUCCAGACUUAACCGAAGAGAAAAAAUCACAAGAUUCAAAUAUCACGUUUGUAAACUACAAGAACGUAUUGCAAGGGCUGGAAUCAACAUCAGCCUCCAAAUUAGAACUUAAAUUUAAAAAUGGCUCAGUAAAUAUGCACCAAAGAAAUGGCCACAGCAUUAAGCCUACAAGUUAUAGUAGAAAGCGAGCAAGGUUAGAACUAGAAAAAUGGAAAUAUCAUGCUGUGCCAGCUACAGCUUUAGUCAACCCCUCAUCAGCCGUCAGUGCGUUGGGAGAACUCACCCCUGGUGGCAUCCUAAUGAAAGGUCUACAAGAUAACUCUUUAGAACAGUCAAUACCCCCUCAAAUAGAAGCAGAACUUAGGACCUUAACCCGGUCGUUGAACGAGCUUUUACGACAUUUUUGGAAGUGCUUCCCUCCGCUGACAGCCAAUUUAGAACAAAAAGCUAUCAGAAUGCAUGAGGCUCUAAGAAGGUUUCAUGAAGUAAAAAUGAAACCAUUUGAGGAGCAAAUAGCCCGUAAACAUUCUCCUCUGUAUCUCAAAUUUACACGGCAUUUAAACACUCUGCUUGAGGUAGCGUAUAAUAAGUACAUAACUUGGAGUACAAAGCAUAAAGUUGGUUGACCCUCAGAGUUUGUCGAGGAAACAUUGUUUGUGUGUUGAAAUGUUGAAACAUUGCUCACUCUAAUACUGAUAAUUUGAUGAUUUAUAUCAAAAGGUCUUUUACCAUCAACAUCAUCCCUCUUGCUCUUUUUCCAAGAUUUUAAACUGAAGUUGAUAUUAUUGAAGUCGUUAAUUUUGGGAGGUAUUUAUGUAUUAGGCGCUACAAUGGAUAAUAAUCUAAAUCGGCAGAAUUAUGUCCAUCAUGUAAUAAAUACAAAUAUGAAGAAUUCUCUAUCCGAGUAGAAGAUUACCAAGAAUUGUACAACUAAACGUUACACCAGAUUACUAUUAUGCCUGAGUUCACUCUAUGUUUUAAGUAUCAGAUAACCACAGAGGGAUGUUCUUUGACAUUGGAUGUUGGCCUCAUCAUGCAAAAAAAAAUCAGAAUAUUUGUAAUAUUUCAUUCUUUGAUGAGGGUAUUUUUACAGCACCAUUUAAGAUUACUUAUUAAGGAAGGUAUGUGUAUUAAUUCGCAAACUGAAGGCAGAAUGAGCUCUGGACAUGGAUAUCGGAGGAGGUAAUGUUCUGUAACAUCUAUGCUUGAGUUAGUCCAUGAAAAAUGAGGUUAUAAGUAAAAAUAAGGCUCUUAACGCCCUAAGCAAUGAAAUGAAGGUUAAAUACAGGAAGAGUUUAUCCAGGGGCCAGUGAUUUUCUGUGAUUUUCAUAUUAUCAGCGAUCCGAAGCAACAAAUGCUUUCACAGUUUUUACCCUUUCCACAGAAAUUGAUGACUUUUUUUCUUUCUUUCUUUCUUUUGGGUAAACUGUGGAUGACUUCCACACUACAAUUUUUAAAUUUGAAGUGGCAACCACAAUUUUUGCAGUUUUCACACAGUUAACGAAAAGAGUGGAAACACUGACAGUACAACUGUGGAAGUCUUCCACAGUUUUUUCAAUUUUAAGCAACAAUCGCGAUUUUCGCACGACCCAGAAGAAAAAAAAAUCCGAGGGUUUACCACAAAAACAGUGAUCCUAGGAUCGCAUGAUCUAAGAUAUUAUCAACUCCCAUUCCUCAAUCGGUUGAAAAUAAGAUUAGAAAUGAAUGCCCACUACAACAUUGAAGAAUUUUUAGAUGAUUCAAUUCAAUUUUUUUUUUGUAAUCUUGUAAAUGCAUCGGCAAAUGUUCUUUUGCAAUUAUUAAACUUGUAAACUUCAGGGUGUAGGAAAUGAUUGAGCGAUGAGGUAACAUUUCAAUAAAAACCCGUUUUCCUCCCUCUCGGCAAAAAAUGAGAAAAAGCUCGCGAUUUUAACUUUUUCGGCUUGAAGCACACUGUUGACUUUUUUGCAAAGUGAGAAAAUUUUAAGGCUGUGAUUACAACUAAUUUUCGCUCUGAAGAACUAACUAUCUGUACCCUCAUGUACUCUUGGUACAUGUAAAACCAUUUUUUAUUCAUAAAAUUGUAAUUUGUAAGCAGGGACAAUAUGAAAGACUGAGUCUUAUGAAUUCAUCCAUGUUGCUUUUUACAAAUUACAACUUGGCAUCUACAGUAGACUCAGUAGAUAUAAUUGAAGCCUUCCAAAGCAAGAGCCCAGAAAAAAAAUUGUCUAAUAAUUUGUAAGUUUCCUUUGUCCUCCUUAAUUUAAGGCUCCUAUUUUUACUGUUACUGUAAAUUUUUCAUCGAAUAAAACUUGUAACAAAUGUUGUCUAUAA
Molecule: messenger RNA, 3880 nt
Organism: Bemisia tabaci
Lineage: Eukaryota; Metazoa; Arthropoda; Insecta; Hemiptera; Aleyrodidae
Gene: Tfb1
Product: transcription factor B1
Biological process (GO): nucleotide-excision repair; DNA-templated transcription
Cellular component (GO): transcription factor TFIIH core complex
Source: RefSeq, a predicted model, not a curated record